GAUAAGGCUGUUGCCAUGGUGAUGAAGGAGAUUCCGAGGGAGGAGUCUGCAGAAGAAAAGCCCCUCCUUACUAUGACAUCACAGGGGUGCAGAAGCCAAAAGGAAGCAGAAACAAGUGAAAAACUGGUGAAUGAGCAACAAGAAAGCAGACCCCUUCUGAGCCCCUCCAUUGAUGACUUUCUCUGUGAAACUAAACCAGAAGCUGUUGCAAGGCCUGUAACUUCAAAUACUGCAGUAUUAUCAACAGGUCUGGAUCUCUUGGAUCUCAGUGAACCUGUCUCACAAACCCAAAACAAAGCAAAGAAAUCAGAAAAUCCAUCAAGAAGUGAAGGCUUAAAAGCUUCAACCCACAGAAAGAAGACAGACAAUUCUGACCUUAUCAGUGUGGAUACUGAACAGAAAGUCCAGGCUGUCAGAGUUUCAGACAAAUCUUCACUAGAUUUAGUUGAUAUUCAGACACAGAUAGAGAAAUGGGAUGAUGUCAGUUUUCAUGGAGACAGGAGUAGCAAAGUCCAGCCUUCUUCUGAGCGAACAUCAUCAUCAUCUAGGGCUCCAUCAAAAGAGCUUUUAUGGUCCACAGAAAGCAGAUCACAGCCUGAGCUGGCUAAUGUUAAGAAUGCGUUGGACUCAGAUUCAACAUCAGAAUUAGAGCUUGCACCUGCAACACAGGCACGAUUAACUAAGGAGCAGCGCUGGGGAGGACCUCUGCUCUCCAGAAAUCACUCCUUGGAGGAGGAAUUUGAAAGAGCAAAGGCAGCUGUUGAGUCAGACACGGAGUUUUGGGAUAAAAUGCAAGCAGAAUGGGAAGAAAUGGCUCGCAGGAACUGGAUUUCAGAGAACCAGGAAGCACCAGGGCAAGUCACCAUCUCAACCAUUGAGAAGGGUUAUUAUUUCCAUACUGAAAAUCCCUUCAAAGACUGGCCUGGUGCUUUUGAGGAAGGACUGAAAAAAAUGAAAGAAGGUGACCUGCCAGUUACAAUCUUAUACCUGGAGGCUGCUAUUCUGCAAGAACCCAACGAUGCAGAGGCCUGGCAGUUCCUGGGCAUAACACAGGCAGAGAAUGAAAAUGAGCAGGCAGCCAUUGUCGCCCUCCAAAGGUGCUUAGAACUACAGCCAAACAACUUAAAAGCUCUGAUGGCCCUGGCUGUAAGUUAUACAAACACUGGUCAUCAACAAGAAGCCUAUCAAGCCCUAAGAAACUGGAUAAAGCAAAAUCCAAAAUACAAGUAUAUAGCAAAAAGCAAAAAAGGUUCCCCAGCACUUACCAGGAGGAUGUCUAAGACAUCAGAUGAAAGCUCAUUACUUGAAGAAGUAAAAGAUUUGUACCUGGAGGCAGCUCACCAGAAUGGUGAUAUGAUAGACCCUGACUUGCAGACGGGACUUGGAGUUCUUUUCCACCUGAAUGGAGAAUUUAAUAGAGCAAUAGAUGCAUUUAGUGCUGCUUUAACUGUUCGGCCAGAGGACUAUACAUUAUGGAACCGUCUUGGAGCAACCUUGGCAAAUGGGGAUCGAAGCGAAGAAGCUGUCGAGGCCUAUACACGUGCUUUAGAAAUACAACCUGGCUUCAUUAGAUCCAGAUACAAUUUAGGGAUAAGUUGCAUCAACCUAGGGGCCUACAGAGAGGCUGUCAGCAAUUUUCUCACUGCUCUCAGUUUGCAGAGAAAAAGCAGGAAUCAGCAACAGGUUCCCCAUCCUGCUCUAUCAGGCAAUAUUUGGGCAGCACUUCGAAUUGCUCUGUCUAUGAUGGACCAGCCAGAACUAUUUCAAGCUGCCAAUGUGGGUGAUCUAGACAUUCUGUUAAGAGCCUUUAAUCUAGAGCCGUAA
Molecule: messenger RNA, 1824 nt
Organism: Colius striatus (speckled mousebird)
Lineage: Eukaryota; Metazoa; Chordata; Aves; Coliiformes; Coliidae
Gene: PEX5L
Product: peroxisomal biogenesis factor 5 like
Exons: 14
Coding region: 16-1824 (602 amino acids)
Biological process (GO): protein import into peroxisome matrix, docking
Cellular component (GO): cytosol; peroxisomal membrane
Molecular function (GO): protein binding
Source: RefSeq, a predicted model, not a curated record